CUUUAUCAGUCAAAGAGGCGAAUGGGUCUGCCGGAAGAGCUGCACAGGACAUGGAAGUACUGAGGGUUGCUGUUGUUGGCGCCGGGCCGGGAGGUCUGGUCACGUUGAAGACUCUGUUAGAAGCCUCAACUCCAGAGAGACCAAUUGAAGCUCGUCUUUUUGAAGCCGAAGAGGACAUUGGCGGUACCUUCCAGUACCGCUCCUACGAGAAUGCGGAGCUUGUGAGCUCGAAACAGCUUACAGCCUUCUCCGACUUCCGCUUUCCACUGGACCAGCCGGAUCAUAUAUCUCUCCCGCAAUAUGUCGAUUACCUAAAGUCAUAUGUUGACCGAUUUGACCUGGCUCCAUUCAUCAAGCUCCGUUGUCCUGUUGUAAACAUCUCGCCGCUAGAGUCUUCAAGCCAGAAGUGGAAGCACCGCGUCAAAUACAUCGACAACUCCUCCGGUGAGGAACGCAACUUUGAUUGCUCACAUGUUGCAAUAUGUACCGGAUUGCAUGUGCAAGCCAAUAUCCCGAGUAUCAAAGGCAUUGAGAAUAUUCAUGGCGAUGUCUUUCAUUCGUCAAACUACAAGACCCGCUCUCAGCUCACCGGUCGCAAAAUCCUCAUCCUGGGGUGUGGAGAGACUGCAAUGGACAUUGCAUAUGAAGCAAUGAAGGCCAAUGCUAUCUCGGUGACGAUGUGCUACAGGACAGGCUUCCUAUCAUUCCCCAAAGCUCUCAGCAGAUUCCAAGUCUUCGGACGACAGUUCAAGGGCGGCUUGCCUAUCGAUGGACUCAUCACGAAUCUCUUCGAGACCGCAUACGUCCAUCGGGCGAUCGCUCAAAGCCGACUACGUUGGUUCGUAUCAGACUUUGUUAUCAAGCGUGUCCUCUGGUUCCUCACAGGCACCCAGGCCGGCAUGAAUCAGCACGUUGGAGCUUUGCCACCAGAAAGACUCGGUCGCGCGUACGUGUUUCUGAACAAAAGUAACAAGGCGAUGCCUUACCUGAAUCGCCCGUACAAAACGAAUAACGCGUUCCUCGAUUUUAUCGGCAACAAAUACGUAGACCCGCCGGAAGACGCAAACUCAGAUAAAUGGGUCGACACAUGCACGUUUCCGGUCUGUAUCGAUGAGACAGGCACCGUCAUCUUCGAACCUCGGCCAGACCGCAAGGACUGGCAAAGGAUGAAAGACAAGGCUGUGAAGCCAGAUUGUGUUGUAUACUGCACUGGCUACAAACAAGACUUUGCUUGGCUGGAUCCAUCUUAUCCGACCGCCUCCUCGGCCAACAUCCGCAACAUCGUUAACGCCUCCUGCCCCUCCGUUGCCUAUAUCGGCUUCGUCCGACCCGGCGUCGGCGCCAUUCCACCAAUCGCAGAACAGCAGGCAAUGUGGUGGGCCGCUCUCAUCCUCAACCGCAUGACUCUCCCGACCGGUCCUCCUCACUACCACCUCCUCGCAUCCAAGGGCUCGCGGAUCCAGUAUGGUGUAGAUCACAGCGCGUACAUGAGCACGCUUGCCAAGGACUUUGGCGGGGCUCCCGGUCUACUAACGCUCUAUCGCCGCCACGGCUGGCGUGUUUUGCUCGCCUAUUGCUUUGGGGCAUCUUUUGUUACCUUUUACCGCCUUGUGGGGCCAUUUGAGAGUCCUGAGGCGCCGCGUAUUGCAGUGACUGAGCUUGCGGAGACAAUCAUGCGGAGAGGGAAGAUUGGAAAUCUGCUGUUUGGAGUGAUUCCAAUGCUCUUUUAUGGGCUCCUCAACGCUAUCGCGUACAUGCUGGAUUUCAUAGGGUUACUGCCAGAGGAGAAAAGCGUAGUACAGAUUGUAGAAUUCCGGCACAUGAGGGAUGAAAUUAUGCAUAGCGAUACGCUGGUGAAAUGAUGUCCAGCAAUGUUCCAAGUUGGGCCCUCGAUUUUUGUUCAAGACAUAGUAGAUAUGGCAAUCUGAAAGGCAAAAGGGGACUAAGAAGACUGUAAAUGAAGCCAACGAAGCCACACGCAUCUUAGAUUACUCAUGAUAUCCACUUUAAGAUCUUGCAAAUACAACUCGCAGGAGACUAGUCUCAAGCGAGAAUAGCUCGACGCUUUUUAGGCACUGCUUGCUUCUCUUCCUUGAUCACCACUCCUCGAAUCCGGAUUCCAGAUACCGUA
Molecule: messenger RNA, 2131 nt
Organism: Mytilinidion resinicola
Lineage: Eukaryota; Fungi; Ascomycota; Dothideomycetes; Mytilinidiales; Mytilinidiaceae
Product: dimethylaniline monooxygenase
Exons: 5
Coding region: 51-1862 (603 amino acids)
Molecular function (GO): flavin adenine dinucleotide binding; NADP binding; N,N-dimethylaniline monooxygenase activity
Source: RefSeq, a predicted model, not a curated record